This is a messenger RNA of Camellia sinensis, 3029 nucleotides long. Its product is annotated as putative receptor-like protein kinase At3g47110. The record is from RefSeq and is a predicted model, not a curated record. Lineage: Eukaryota; Viridiplantae; Streptophyta; Magnoliopsida; Ericales; Theaceae. Gene Ontology annotation, molecular function: receptor serine/threonine kinase binding; protein kinase activity; ATP binding. Gene Ontology annotation, biological process: protein phosphorylation.
AUUUAAGUCAAGUCAAGUCAAGGUACAAAAUAGUAAUUAUUGCUAAAAUUCCUAGUUGAAGAUAGUCAAUGACUAUUGGUUUACUGUCUGCUUUUAACAAUUGUUUCUUCAAGUGGUAGACUUCAUGAAGUUGCAAUCUUCGACUGCUCAAUUGACUUGUUUUGAGAAAUUACUUGGCAGAAUGCAAAAUGGUACUGGACACCCAUUAUAAGUAGUCGUUAAGUGUGUUGUUCUGCUUGUAUAACCAUAGUGUCUUAUUUCCAAAGUACCCCCCAAAAAAAAGAAAGUAUAACCACAGUGUCCAUUUUUAUCCCUCCCAAAUGAAGCCUCCUGUGAUGGAUCUAAGCCUAUUCUUGCUUGUUACCUUUCAUGCCAUCCUUGUCCCAUUUCUCAGCUUGUCACUUUCAGGGCAUGCUUCGGCAGCCAUAAUUGGAAAUGUGACAGACAAACUCGCAUUGCUCGAGUUUAAGUCCUGGCUAACUGAAGAUCCUGCUGGAGUCCUGGACUCUUGGAAUGAUUCUCUAGACUUAUGCAGGUGGACUGGGGUCAAAUGUGGCCUAAAACACCGAAGGAUCACGGUUUUGGAUCUUGAAGGGAGGCCGUUGGUUGGAACCAUAUCACCCCAUAUAGGAAAUCUCUCUUUCCUCAAAAUCCUUAACCUUGCGAACAAUUCCUUCUUUGGUGGUAUUCCCUCGGAAUUAGGCGACUUGAUCAGGCUUCAAACUUUGAACCUGAGCAGCAAUUUUCUAGGAGGGGAUAUUCCUGUUAAUUUGUCUCGGUGUUCCAAUCUCAUAAAUCUUGCAUUAAACCACAAUCUUCUUGAAAGAGAGAUUCCCCCUCAACUAGAGUCAUUGUCUAAACUUGCAAAUCUAAAUUUGGGAGACAACAAUCUUAUUGGAAGGUUUCCAGCUUCUCUUGGAAAUCUUUCGUCACUUCAACAGCUCUUUUUAUCAUCUAACAAUCUGGAGGGAGAGAUUCCUGAUGCAGUAGCCCAAAUGAGAAGUUUGAUGAUAUUCAGGGUGGGAAUGAACAAAUUUUCUGGUGUGUUUCCCUCUUCACUUUACAAUUUGUCGUCGCUCAGUCACAUAUCUUUGGCUCUUAACAACUUCUCUGGUGGUCUCAGGACCGAUAUAGGCCUUGCUCUUCCAAAUCUCCAGAAUCUUUAUUUGGGAAUGAAUAGGUUUAGUGGACACAUACCGAGUUCUCUGGCAAACAAUUCCGAUCUUAUGCGAUUGGAUUUCCCUUUCAAUAAUUUCACCGGUAACAUACCUAUGAGUUUUGGAAUCCUGCAGAAUCUUUGGUGGCUCAAUCUUCCUAAUAACAUUCUUGGAAGCAGUGCGGUUGAUGAUUUGAGUUUCCUUACUUCUCUGGCAAAUUGUAGCAAGCUACAAAUUCUGGAUUUCAGCCGCAACCAGUUUGGAGGUCAGUUAUCUGCCUCAGUUGCAAAUCUGUCAACCCAAUUGACAUGGCUAAAUAUCCAAAGGAACCAUAUUCGCGGAAGCAUUCCUCCGGAGAUUGCGAACCUGAUCAACUUGGACGCAGUGGGCAUGGGGCAAAACCUCUUGACAGGUAAUAUUCCAACUUCAUUUGGAAAGCUCUCGAAAUUGCAAGAACUGCACAUAGAUAGAAACUUACUUACAGGGGAGAUCCCCACUUCCUUCGGCAAUGUCACACAACUGUUAUACCUCUAUAUGCAAAACAACAGCUUGGAAGGAAGCAUACCUUCAAGUUUUGGAAACUGUAAAUACCUACAGUACCUAGACCUUUCCCAUAAUAAAUUCAGUGGUACCAUACCCAUCCAACUUAUAGGCAUUUCUGCCUUCUCUAGAGGCCUUAACUUGUCUCACAACUCCUUGACUGGAUCCUUGCCAGUGGAAGUUGAAAAUAUGAGAAUUCUUACUGUGCUUGAUGUUUCUUACAACAAGUUGUCUGGUGAGAUUCCGAGUGAGUUAGGGUCCUGUUUGGCUCUGGAACAACUCUACAUGCAGAGCAACUUCUUUCGAGGAACCAUUCCUCACCUGAGUAAUUUGAGAAGCCUUCGCUAUUUAGAUAUUUCAAACAACAGCUUGGAUGGCCAGAUUCCGUCAUACCUGGUCAAUAUUUCCUCUUUACUAAAUCUGAAUCUUUCAUAUAACAAUCUUGAGGGGGAGGUACCUGUAGGAGGAGUGUUCAAAAAUGCUAGUGCAGUAGAAGUCUAUGGCAACAAGAAUCUUUGUGGGGGGACCCCAGAGAUGCAUUUGGACCCGUGCCCUGUACAUCCUGAGAAAUUAAAGAAACAUAUUGCUACUAAGUUGAUACUAGGGAUUACCAUUCCUAUUUCUUGCUUAGCUCUGAUCCUACUUUUAUUUUCACUUUACUGGAUAAGGAACUCGCGGAAGACAACUCAGUCCACAUUUUCCUUAGGGCCAUUCUAUCCAAAAAUUUCUUAUGCAGAGCUCUGCAAUGCCACCUGUGGAUUCUCUUCUGAUAAUGUGAUAGGUUCAGGUAAUUUUGGCACUGUGUACAAAGGAACUCUUGGCCUAGGUGAUGAAACAGUGGUUGCAGUUAAGGUACUCAACCUUCAACAACGAGGAGCUUCCAAAAGCUUUAUGGCUGAAUGCCAAGCCUUGAGAAACGUCAGGCAUCGAAACCUCGUUAAGGUUCUAACUGCUUGCUCAAGUAUAGACUUUGUAGGGAAUGAUUUCAAAGCUUUAGUAUACCAGUUCAUGCCAAAUGGGAGCUUGGAAAAGUGGCUGCAUCCAGAAGACGGACAAAGUCAAACAAGAAACUUGAAUUUUCUCCAAAGAGUAAACAUCGCAAUUGAUGUGGCUUCUGCAUUGCAUUAUCUUCAUCAUCAGUGCCAAAAUGCGGUGAUCCAUUGUGAUCUAAAGCCAAGCAAUGUUCUUCUUGACAAUGACCGGACUGCUCAUGUCAGUGAUUUUGGUUUGGCAAGGCUCCUUUCAAAGUUCAACAAGGAGGCCAAUUUGAAUCAGUUUAGCUCACUUGGGAUUAAAGGAACCAUUGGAUAUGCUGCUCCAGGUAACUUCUAG